Messenger RNA from Lasiosphaeria miniovina, 537 nucleotides. RefSeq lists its product as uncharacterized. Gene Ontology annotation, molecular function: metallopeptidase activity. The record is from RefSeq and is a predicted model, not a curated record. The coding region runs from base 1 to 537 and encodes 178 amino acids. NCBI's taxonomy places the organism in Eukaryota, Fungi, Ascomycota, Sordariomycetes, Sordariales, Lasiosphaeriaceae. Gene Ontology annotation, biological process: proteolysis. The transcript has 2 exons.
AUGUCGACCUGCAACUCGACGUCUCGGCCCACGCAGGGGAAGCUAAGUUUGCCCGACCGCCGGCGGCGAAGCGCAUCGCCGCGGCAACGCCCUCAGGCCGCGUCGAGCCCGGCCAAGGCACGGCCGCGCAGCCAGAAUCCAUUAGCGUCGCCGAGCGCUGCCGACGUCGCUGCCUACCUGCGUGCCUUUUACCACCCGCUCGAGGUGAGACUGCUUCCACAGACAUUGUCUUUCGUGUCGUGGGACGGUGAGGAUGAUGACGACGACGAUGCCACUGCCACAGACCAGCACGUCGGGCUGCGCAAAGGCUCGUCGUCGUCGUUAUCGUCCGGCGUGACAGCGAAUCCGCACGCGCGCAUGCCCGGACGACCCGACGCGGCGCUGCCAGCCGACGCGUACGCACUGCUGAUCCUGACGGACCAGGACCUGUUUGAGGACGACGACGACGACUUUUGCUGCGGGCGCACGUACGGCGCCAGCCGUGUUGCCGUUGUUUCCGCUGCGCGGUAUCAUCCGCACCUGGACGACGAGGAAUAA